AACGGGGCUCUUCCCCAAAGCGUCGCCAGCAGCUGUUAGCAGAGCGCAGCCCGGCUGUUUCCCCGGGCAGAGAGCGAGGAGGGCUGUUGGCAGCCGGGAAAGAGGUUAGCUCCGGCCGCUUUUCCGGCGCGCUCUCCUUCUUUCCAGUCGAACCACGCCGGAGCCGAGCGAUGGUGGCUCUUUCGGGCGCAGCUCGGUGAAUAUCCGCGCCCGGAGCCAGCGCGGGUCUCCCGGGGACCCGGGACGGGGCCAAGAUGGGAUGUUGCACCGGCCGCUGCACUUUGAUCUUCCUCUGCACUUUACAGCUGCUUGUUGCUUUAGAGAGACAAGUCUUCGAUUUUCUGGGCUACCAAUGGGCUCCGAUUCUGGCCAAUUUCCUCCACAUCAUCAUGGUGAUUCUGGGCCUUUUUGGGACAAUCCAGUACAGACCACGCUACAUUGUGGUGUAUGCCAUCUGGACGGCCAUUUGGGUCACCUGGAACAUUUUCAUCAUCUGCUUUUAUUUGGAGGUCGGGGGUCUUUCAAAGGACAGUGAACUUUUGACGUUUAACAUCUCCCAACACCAGUCAUGGUGGAGUGAGAAUGGUCCUGGUUGCGUAAGGAAGGAGACGCCCAUGAUCGGCAUCAAAGGUCUGGACAACCAUUCCUAUGUUUCUGUGAUCGGUUGCGCGCUGGAGUAUCGUUACAUCGAGGUCAUGCACAGCGCCCUGCAGAUUCUGGUGGCGCUGGUGGGAUUCGUGUAUGCCUGUUACGUUGUCAGUGUCUUUACAGAAGAAGAAGACAGUUUUGAUUUCAUUGGUGGAUUUGACCCAUUCCCUCUCUACCAUGUUAAUGAAAAGCCUUCCAAUCUUUUGUUCAAGCAGACGUAUCUGCCUGCGUAAGUGACAAGGAUCCAGCAUCCGGAGAGGUGGGAACAUCCAUCCCUCCAUUGAAAUGCCAAAUGUUCAGCUGGGUGCUGGAGGCAGCCAGGGAAUGGGAGAUGCCUUCCACUUGAAAGAGUACGCCUCCAUGGGAUCCCUAUUCUCUACUUGGUGCUUCAGGCUUGCUGGCAUCUGCUCAGACAAUGCCUCAUUAGUGGAUUUUGUAGGUUUUGUUAUGAAUGAAUAUUUCCUUCUUUCUCCUCCCUGCCCAUGCCCUAUCUUUACUCUAUUGGGACUACGAAGAGAGCAUUUGGGAAAUACAUAUUUGACUCUUUUCUUCUGUACGAAAACGAACUGCAUCACCUCUGGAUAUUUCGAGGCAUAAACUCGGUUAUUAUCAGUGGACUAAUUCUCACUCCCCUUCAAUCCCCGUCUACCCCGAACAAUCUCAAUUUUGUUGUUUCUAUUAAUGGACAAGCUGUUAAUUAAAAUUAUCUGUAUCUGGGAA
This is a messenger RNA of Crotalus tigris (Tiger rattlesnake), 1368 nucleotides long. Its product is annotated as sodium/potassium-transporting ATPase subunit beta-1-interacting protein 4. Lineage: Eukaryota; Metazoa; Chordata; Lepidosauria; Squamata; Viperidae. The coding region runs from base 255 to 881 and encodes 208 amino acids. The transcript is spliced from 7 exons. The record is from RefSeq and is a predicted model, not a curated record. Gene Ontology annotation, biological process: regulation of sodium ion transport.